This is a messenger RNA of Puccinia graminis f. sp. tritici CRL 75-36-700-3, 1395 nucleotides long. RefSeq lists its product as uncharacterized. Gene Ontology annotation, cellular component: transcription export complex 2. Bases 1 to 1395 code for a protein of 464 amino acids. Gene Ontology annotation, biological process: poly(A)+ mRNA export from nucleus; transcription elongation by RNA polymerase II; post-transcriptional tethering of RNA polymerase II gene DNA at nuclear periphery. The record is from RefSeq and is a predicted model, not a curated record. Gene Ontology annotation, molecular function: double-stranded DNA binding; RNA binding. Lineage: Eukaryota; Fungi; Basidiomycota; Pucciniomycetes; Pucciniales; Pucciniaceae. The transcript is spliced from 11 exons.
AUGAGAGCCCUCCCAAGCCAGAAACGAAAACAAGGAUCAUCAAGCUUAGAAUUGGAAGAAUUGACGUCCGAACAACUCGUCGAAAGAUUCGCCGACCAUCUCCGUCAUCAGCAGGACAGCCUCUCGGAAUUAGUUCGACCACUCGAUCGAUCGUUGAUUAGAUUACUCAAGUCUAAGUUGUCUUCAAAUCGAAAAGAUGAUUUGGAUUCACUCGUCCAAAGACAACUUGGCGAAAAUCGUACCUUAGCAGACUUCUUAUCGAAUUACUUCACUUAUAUCAUGCUGGUCCAGUUUGAAGACGAGCCAGCCGUCAUCAAUCCUGGGUUCCAUCACUAUCAGAAACAAACUGAUCCUAUCAUCGACCACGAUAAUAAUUUCGACCUCCUUCUGAACGCCUACAACCCAGCCUCCAACAUCUUUCGCCGCCCAGAUGCCGCUUAUUUUACACGGUCUAUCCAACAUCUCUCACACGGAUUGGUUUACUUUGCUAUCAAGGCAGACCGAAAGAAGCGGUCGACUAAAAAGGAAAAGGCCAGUGAAGCGGCGCGUCAAAUGACUACCACCUUGGGUGUGGCUUGCAUAGAUAGAUCCCCCGAGGAACCAAGCAAACGACGAGCAGCUUUUAGUUUGGCGAACGGAUUAUUCAAAAUAUAUUUCUUCCUAGAAACUCAUUAUCCGAAGGCAGAACUGGUGACUUUUCAUUACUAUCUGGGUAGACUAGCUCUGUACCAGCGGCGACUUCACAAAGCCCGAGAAUCCUUGAAGAAAGCAUUUGAUCUCUGUAAAACUGAUACUUCAUUGCCGCUGGGGAUCUUACCUCGUCCAAUAUUACUUGAACAAUUCCAACUACAGAAUGAAUUCCAUGAGGUAGUUGGAAGCUUGCGGACAGGCAACUGGCCAGGUGUGGUGAAUGGACUUGAGAAAAAUCGAGACUGGUUUCGGUAUAAAGGGAUUUAUAUCUUGUUGCGAGAGAAGUUAGAAGUGAUAUGCUGGAGAAACUUCUUUGUCAUUAUGGCUGGAUUAAAAAAUGGAAACCCAGGAAUGAGGUUAAGUUUGACCCAAUCAGUUGAGGCGGCUAGGAAAGUGUUUAUGGAACCCUCGAUUGAUGAAGACGACAUUGUCUGUAUGGCCAGCAGUCUAAUUGAUCAAGGAUAUCUUAGAGCAUACAUUAAGCUUGGCGAGAUGAUCGUGUUCGGGUCUGUGUUACCUCAGAUAUCGACUGUGGGGGAGCACAUGAACGAAGGCGGCCCCGAGCCUCUCCCGGCCUUCUCAGGAAAGGCAAUCCCGAUGAGCAUUCAACCCAGCAGUGAUAGCGAUGCUCCCGUCAAAUCUUACCGGCGUCCCUACAGCAUCCGUGGCGCUAAAAAAAUCAGUCAUACUAAGAGAUUUGCUUGA